Messenger RNA from Clonostachys rhizophaga, 462 nucleotides. Lineage: Eukaryota; Fungi; Ascomycota; Sordariomycetes; Hypocreales; Bionectriaceae. The record is from the annotation of a GenBank genome assembly.
AUGACCGCUCUACGCAACAAGCUCCUCUCCUACCUCCUCCUGCUCGUCUGGGCCGUGCCCACGGCGUUUGCGCUCGCCCUGCCCUCCCUCGACGACGGCCUCUCCCUCCUCGAACGCGCGAGCAGCAGCAAGAAAAAGACGUCGACCAAGAAGGGCCUCAGCCGCGCCGCCAUCAUCGGCAUCGUCGUGGCCGUCGUGGUGGUGGUGAUCAUCGCCGUGACCCUGAUCAUCUGCUGCGUCUGCCUGAAGAAGUGCCGGGGCGGCAAGAAGGGCAAGAAGGACGCCAACGCCGGCGCCGAGCCCAUGCGCCCCUACGGCCAGUCCACCGAGUACUCGAACCAGGCGCCGCAGCACAGCGGCGUGAGCCAACCUUACGUUCCCUCCCAGGGCCACUACGCUCCCCCGACCGGCCAGUACGCUCCUCCCCAGGGCGCACCCCCUCAGAGCGGCUACUACGCCUAG